AUGGCGGAUUCUACGGCGGAUGCGACGACGGAAACCGCGGAUGCUCUGAAGAAGAUGUUAAAGAAGCUUCUGACGGAGAUUUUCGAAGCCGGAGAUGGAAGCAAAGAUUCUGACGGAAGUUUUGGAGUUUCGAAAGCGAUCGAUGAGGCUAUUAGAGUCCUGACUCGCCUGAGGAAAGUAGGAUCGAAGAAUCCAGAAACUGUUAACCCUUCGUCUUCUCUGUCUCCGUCGGCUUCGGUGGAAGUGCCAAAAGAGUUUAAAUGUACACUCUCGAAUAAAAUCAUGAUCGAACCUGUAAUCAUUGCUUCUGGGGAGACUUAUGAAAAAAGAUACAUCACAGAGUGGUUGAAGCAUCAUAGUACAUGUCCCAAAACCAAAGAAGUACUCUCUCACUCUCUGUGGACACCGAACAAUUUGGUCGAUGAUUUGAUUACGCUAUGGUGUCGAGCCAACAGAUUUGAUCGGCCAAAACCAUCCACUGAUGUAGCCAUUGAACUGUUUACUAAUGACAUAGAGUCAUUGCUUCAGCGGAUUUACUCUCCCUCCUCGGUUGCAGAUCAGACAGAAGCUGCAGAAGAGCUACGUCUCCGGACCAAGAAAUUUGCCAAUGUUCGGGUCUUCUUUGUUGCUCAACUCACUGAUUCGAUCACACGGUUAAUCAGACCGCUCUCUGAUUUGGGCGAUGCGGUAGACGAGAAUCCCGAGCUUCAAGAGAAUAUCGUCACGACUUUGUUCAACAUAUCGGCUUUUGAGAAGAAUAAAACAGUAAUUGCUGAAAACCCUCUUGUGAUCCCACUGCUUACAAAGUCUCUAAAGCAGGGGACGGCUGACACACGAAGAAACUCUGCAGCGACUUUAUUGUCGCUUUCAGUCAUCGAUUCAAACAAGACCAUCAUCGCAAAAUCAGAAGCACUCAAGGCUCUGGUAGUUCUUAUUGAAGAGGGUGAUUUCCUAGCAACCAGGGAGGCUGCUUCCGCUGUUUUCAACAUCUGUAUCGUAUUGGAGAACAGGGAAAAGGCGAUUUUAGCGGGUUUGGUUCCGGUGCUAACCAAUAAGAUCAAAGCAGGAUGCAAUGUGGAUGACUUGCUAGCUCUCUUGGCAUUGAUUUCUUCACACAACCAGGCUAUUGCGGAAAUGGAGAAUCUAGGGUUUAUCUAUGAUCUGUUUAGAAUCUUGAGGAAACCGAGUUGCUCAACGACUGGUGAGAACGCGGUGGUGAUCGUCUUCAACAUGUGUGAAAGAAACAGAGGCAGUUCUCAAUUGAAAGUGGUCGGAGAAGAGGAGAAUCAAUACGGGACAUUUACAAAGCUUGCGAGGCAAGGAUCAGAUCGUACGGUGAGAAAAGCCGAAGCGAUUUUACAGAGGAUUAGGAGAUUCACUACUGGUAAAGAGCCACAGAGGUAA
Messenger RNA from Arabis nemorensis, 1404 nucleotides. The record is from the annotation of a GenBank genome assembly. NCBI's taxonomy places the organism in Eukaryota, Viridiplantae, Streptophyta, Magnoliopsida, Brassicales, Brassicaceae.